Messenger RNA from Zootoca vivipara (common lizard), 5564 nucleotides. It is a transcript of the gene DUS2, whose product is annotated as dihydrouridine synthase 2. Gene Ontology annotation, molecular function: tRNA binding; flavin adenine dinucleotide binding; tRNA dihydrouridine synthase activity. Gene Ontology annotation, biological process: tRNA dihydrouridine synthesis. Gene Ontology annotation, cellular component: cytoplasm. The record is from RefSeq and is a predicted model, not a curated record. NCBI's taxonomy places the organism in Eukaryota, Metazoa, Chordata, Lepidosauria, Squamata, Lacertidae.
CCCCUCUGCCCCUCUCCUUCUGAAGCUCCUUAAAGGAUAGAGGAGGCCCCUAUCCCCUCCCCCCUCCCCUAAAAUCCCCUUCCCUAACUUUGGGCUGGGCUCUCAUUUAACCCUGCUUGGAGAAGAAAGAAGCAGAACAUUAAAGGCGAUAAAAAUAAGUCCAUAAUAAGUAGACCUUCCCAAACCUGAAUGUUUUCCAGAUGUUGAACCGCUGGCUGUGCUGGCAGGGGCUGGUGGGAACUGAAGUCGCACAACUUUUAAGGCAGGCAUCCCCAAACUGCGGCCCUACAGAUGUUUUGGCCUUCAACUCCCAUGAUCCCUGGCUAACAGGACCAGUGGUCGGGGAAGAUGGGAAUUGUAGUCCAAAACAUCUGGAGGGCCGAAGUUUGGGGGUGCCUGUUUUAAGGGUUUCUCUCCAUUACAGCCUUGGGCUUUUCCUCUCCUUGGUGUAUCAAAUGACCCUAUUAUUGGAGACCACCAACAUCUGGAGGUUACUUAGGCUGCUUAAAGGUAAAGGGACCCCUGACCAUUAGGUCCAGUCAUGGACAACUCUGGGGUUGUGGCGCUCAUCUCACUUUACUGGUCAAGGGAGCCGGCGUACAGCUUCUGGGUCAUGUGGCCAGCAUGACUAAGCCGCUUCUGGCGAACCUGAGCAGCGCACGGAAACACCGUUUACCUUCCCGCUAGAGCGGUACCUUUUUAUCUACUUGCACAUUGAUGUCUUUCGAACUGCUAGGUUGACAGGAGCAACCUGACCGAGCAACAGGAGCUCACCCCAUUGCAGGGAUUCAAACCACCGACCUUCUGAUCGGCAAGCCCUAGGCUGCUGUAAUAUGCCAUAAUUAAUUUGUUUAUUCAUUAAGGUGCUGCAAGUCUGGGUUGUAUCUAACAAAUCAGGGUUGAUAAUUUUUCAUAAUGUAGCUCCCUCAAAUAGAUCUCAGUUAUGGAUCUUCUCCAUUUUGUGCCCCCUUGGCUCAAUGCCCUGUGCAGGGAAACUGCCCACACCGCCCUACAUCUGGCACUGAACUAAUGGUCAGAGCAGACUCACUGAAAUCAGGGCUGUAUCUGAAGAAGUGUGCAUGCACACGAAAGCUCAUACCAAUAACAAACUUAGUUGGUCUCUAAGGUGCUACUGGAAGGGUUUUUUUAUUUUGUUUCAACUACGGCAGACCAGCAUGACUACCUACCUGUAACUAGUGCUGUUCAGUUAGUCAUGGCUGAUUUAAUUCAAUUGGUUUCAAUGGGUCUACUUUUGAGGAUGACCUAGUCAGAUACAACCCUUUUCUCUCUUUGCUUCAGCAGACUAACACAGGAGCUCCCAAAUUGUAGUCUAGGAACUGUUCGUGAAGAACAGCAAAAGCAAUGUAGCACUUACCACAGCAUAUUGCAAUUGCUACAACAGACAGAAAAAUCAUUAAGUAGUUUGCCAAGACUCUCUGCAGUUUUCAAGUGGUCUGUGGGGAAAGAAGCUUGGGAACCACUCAACCAACACACUUAGUUAAAAGAUGCAGCAGGAGUCUCAUUGAUUCUUAAAGUUUGGAGAGGACCUUGUAAUCAAUACAGUCAAACAAGAGAUCUUCAGUAUCCCCAACAGAUUGCUUUCGACCCUCUGCUUGAAGGCCUGCAGCAAGGUUGAAAACCUAUCCCAAAUUGAUUAGUUCCACUGUUGAACUGCACUUACUUUUUAGUUCCUUCUUAUUUUUCUUGCUCUGAUCAUCCUUUACCAAUUUGUCUGUUUCCUUAAAUAACAUUGUAUUCUAGAUGUGCUUGACUAGUGCAGAAUGAAGAGAAAUAAUUCAGAAGUGUUUUUGUCCCACUCUUUGGCCAAAAAAAGGCCCUCAAGAGUAGCUUACAAAUCUAAAUCAGUGGACAGCACCUGUCUGCAGGUUCCCCAAGAGACAUGAUAAAAAGGAGAAAGGGUUAGGGAGUACAACAAGUUCAGGUGCUAUGUCUUACAGAGUGACCAAAGGGAAAGAGAAAAAAUUAUCACACAUCCCAGUUUCCCACAGGGGCAGUGAUUUCAAAGUGCUUGCCUAGCUGCCCAUGAGGCUACUUGCAAGAAGGGAGAAGUGCUUUGGAAAUACUUGCUUGGGUUGGGGCCUAACUGAAAACCAGGAAGGGGGGUGAGGCUUCCAGCUCAUAUAUAAGUUCCCACUCUGAACUGUCUUUGUAGUUUGUCUUUGUCAUUGUUUAAAAAUAAUGCAAUUUCCCCCAAAAAAUGUUUUCAUUUCAGACAAUCCAAGAAACAUGACGGUGAACACAACAUCGCUCUCUUUCAGAAAUAAGGCCAUAUUGGCACCUAUGGUCAGGGUUGGGACCCUACCAAUGCGACUUUUAGCUUUGGAUUAUGGUGCUGAUAUUGUAUACUGUGAGGUAGGGUGGCUGAGUCAAUGAGGAGCUGAUUGACAUAAAGAUGCUGCAGUGCAAGAGAGUUGUAAAUGAGAUGCUUGGAACAGUGGACUUUGUUGCUCCCAAUGAAAGAGUUGUGUUCAGGACCUGUGAAAGGGAAAAGGACCAUGUUGUCUUUCAAAUGGGGACAGCAGAUGCUGAGAGAGCCUUGGCGGUAGCCAAACUUGUAGAGAAUGAUGUUGCUGGCGUUGAUGUCAACAUGGGAUGCCCCAAAGAAUAUUCCACUAAGGGAGGAAUGGGAGCAGCACUCCUGUCUGAUCCCGACAAGAUAGAAUCUAUUCUGACUACUCUUGUCAAAGGCAUUUGUAAGCCAGUGACCUGCAAAAUCAGAAUCCUGCCGUCAAAAGAAGAAACAAUAAGUUUAGUGAAGAAGAUAGAGCGGGCUGGUGUUGCUGCUGUUGCAGUUCAUGGAAGGAAGAAAGAAGAGAGGCCUCAGCAUCCUGUCCACUGUGAUGUGAUCAAAGCCAUUUCUGAAGCAGUCUCUAUACCAGUAAUAGCCAAUGGAGGCUCUCAUGACUUCAUAAAAGAAUAUUCUGACAUAAAGGUCUUCCAGCAAGUAACAGCAGCAUCUUCAGUCAUGGUUGCUCGUGCUGCCAUGUGGAACCCCUCUGUCUUCAGGAAGGAAGGUCCAUGGCCCUUAAAGGAUGUCAUGCAGGAAUAUAUCAAAUAUGCAGUGAGAUAUGAUAACCACUACACCAACACCAAGUACUGCUUGUGCCAGAUGUUAAGGGAGCAAUUAGAAAAUGCACAAGGGAAGAAGCUACAUGCAGCACAAUCCAUGCAGGAAAUCUGUGAAGCUUUUGAGAUGAGCAGUUUUUACCAAGAAACCUCCGCCCUUUUGGAAGCCAAAAAAGCAUCUUCAGAAGCUAACAACCAAGAUGAAGAAGACCACAGUGAAGAUUCCGAUGUCAUAAAAAUGGCUGUUAAAUUUGAUAAACGAGAAUAUCCCCCACAGAUCACACCCAAAAUGUGUCUCUUGGAAUGGUGUAGGAAAGAAAAGCACCCUCAGCCGGUUUAUGAAACCGUCGAAAGACCACUAGAUAGACUCUUCUGUUCUAUUGUCACGGUAGCAGAACAAAAGUACAGAUCAACCCUAUGGGAAAAGUCAAAGAAGUUAGCAGAACAAGCUGCAGCUAUUGCCUGUUUACGAACCCUUGGCCUCCCAGAAGGGAAGUGGAAUGAAGAAGCAAACCAUUUGGUUAACAAACGCAAGAGGCAAGACCAGGAACACUUGAACAAUGGAGAGCAUGGAAAUGACCUUGUAGCCAAGGCUGCUUGCAAAAAAACUCAUUUUCUUCCAGGAGCUUCUAACCCCAGUGUUUCUUAAUUGUCACGGUGGUGUGAAAAGAGCCAUUCUACAACUAUGCAGCUUGCCCCACUCGCCCUCUAUUUCUUCUGGAUGCAGUCCGCUGGAACAGACAACUCUGGAUUUUGAAUUGCGAUGUGUAUGAUAUCAUUGGCUUCUUUCUGCUCUUCCUUUGAUGCCUUUGUAGCUUGCAGUUUCAUUGAGAAAAGAGAAGAUUGGCUCUGCGUUGAGUUCUCUUUCCCAGUAAAUGUAUUUGAAUGUGGGAAGAGGGAUAGUUCAUGUGUGUGUUUAAAUAGUCCUGCAGUUUUCUGGUUUGAAAUGAUGUUCCUACACAGCAGUCUUCAGUCAGUUAGCCAGCCGGUUCUCUCUUUGGGAAGAGCUCAGUGACAAAAAGGAGCUCAAGGGCAGUAACCUCAGUGUCACAGAUAUAUUGAAUCUGUUACCUAUAUAAUAUCUGAUAUUUGGUGGCAGGCUGGUGAGAAUCUUAAUAGAGAUUUGUAGCUAAGGAGGGAAGGUGGCUAGGGUGGAAGCGGAUCUUGCUAUACAUCUUUUCCUUACCUUUUACAGCAGCAGAAGCCAACAUGGUGGAUCUUGGAUGUUGUUGAACUACAGUUCCCAUCAGCCCCUUCCAACAUGGACAGUGGUUGUGAAUGAUGGGAGUUGUGGUCAAACAUGUGGAGGGGAACAUAUUGACAACCCUUUUUACAGAAUGUAUCUUUUUACACUUUAUGCAAUUCUGAACUCCAAUUCAAAAAAGUGUGCAUCUUGUUAUUUGUCUGUCUUCUGUAAGUAUCAAUUAAAAAGUUGAUCCCCUGUCUCCUAAAAGUGGUUUUACGUUAAGUGCUUUCUUAUGUUUUGUUUAUAUUCUGGGGCAAAGUGAGAUGAGGGGGACAAAAGUAAUUAUAUCCAUUAUAUUUAGAUGAUCUCCUUACCUUUUUAAAAUAGUCAGACUAUUUGUAUACUAGCAACAUUCCCUUCAUUAUCAAAAAACAAAACUUAGGCUUGAACUGAUUCAGUCCCAGAAUUCCACCACAAAUUUCUAUGGGGCAAAACAAAUGGGAUGUGGUUUUGAGACACGGUUAGGAGGUGGGAACAGGAAACGGUAUGUUGCAGAGAAAUCAUGGUGGGAGAAUGAAUGUUGGGCCACCGAGUGUGUCAAGGAUGGGUGGCAGAUUUUGACCCACCGAAAAGCUGUCCCCAGCAACUGGUAUUCAAGUAGGGAGAGUGUUCUUGCACUCAGGUUCUGCUUGUGGGCUUCCCACAGGCAUCUGGAUGGCUGCUGUGAAAAUAAGAUGCUAGACUAGACGAGUUAUUGGCUUGAUCCAGCAGCCAGACUCUUGUUCUGUAAUGCUUUCAUUUCUGCCAUAUAAAUGAAGGGCACCCAUUCACUUACACAGGAGAAAGUAAAGCAUGGUGCUUGGGGACCUUAUUGGGUUCUUACUGGUGAUUCCCAAAAGAAGGCUCCUGCCACCCAGCACUCCUGUCUCUGAUGAUAUCUCAUUUAUUUGGUUGCAGUAACUGUGGGAGCUACUUAGAACUGAGAGAGAUUUCCUUCAAUAUUUUCUGUUUGCUCUGUUUUUAUCUCUUCUGUUACAUCUCUUCUGUACCUUGAAAAGCAAGAUUCCUGUCGACUAAACCAAAUGCAAGGGAGGGUUCUACUCUAUGUAAACAGCAGAGGGCAGUGUGGUCCGUAGCUCAUGGUCCAGCUGUGCUACUGUAGUGCUGACCUUACCGCCUUGGAAAUGCUGAACCAGGAGCAGAGGAGGCUACUUUCUGGGUGAGCCUGUACUCAAAACUACUUCUGUCUCUGCUUCAACAUGGCUACUGGCAUUUCUGCCAUGAUCACCAC